GCGCAGCAGCAGCGGCCAGCUGUUGGAAAGCGGCGCGCGGCGCUCCUGAACCUCCCGCUGCGUCCGCAUCAGGUGGAUAUUUGUUCAUCAGCCCAGCAACAGAGUGCACACGUCGGGACUCCUCCUGCUCGUUUUAGUAGAUACCUGCGGUUCUUAUAGUCGACUUCACGUUUCUUUUUUCGCGUCUCUCAAACUGGUCAAGUGUGGCGUAACACUUGCUAAACAAAUCAAGUAGGAACAAAAAGAGAGGACAUCGACAGAAAAAAAAAAGAGAAAGACUCGUGGGAGAAGACAUGGGGAGAAAGAAAAUCCAAAUUUCUCGUAUUCUUGACCAGAGAAACAGACAGGUGACCUUCACUAAGCGUAAGUUUGGCCUGAUGAAGAAGGCGUACGAGCUGAGUGUGCUCUGUGACUGCGAAAUCGCCCUCAUCAUCUUCAACAGCACCAACCGUCUGUUCCAGUACGCCAGCACUGACAUGGACAAAGUUCUGCUGAAAUACACAGAGUACAGCGAGCCGCACGAGAGUCGCACCAACACCGACAUAUUGGAGACGCUGCGCAGGAAAGGCCACGGCCUGGACGGCUCCGAGCUCGACAGCGAGGAGAGCGCGCAGGCGGCGGCCGACAAGUAUCCCGGCAGCGACAGCAUGGAUCUGUCUGUGGCUCGCCAGCGCUUCUGUCCUCCCUCUCUUUUGUCACCGGAGACUCAGUUCCUCGUGUCCGCCGGGUGUGAGAACGGCUUCCCCAACUCUUCGGCGUCCGGCGCAGCCUCCCACCGGCCCCCUGGGUUUAAAGCGCUGAGCUCUCGUCCGGGUUCUGCGAGUCCAGCAGGACCGCACCCGGCGUUCAUGUCCCCACAUCCAGGCAUCGGCUACUCCAUGUUCUCCCAUGGCAACCUGAACCGAGCUCUGGACAUGAAAAGCCCUCCUCCUCUGAGCCUGGGCAGCGAAAACCUGCGGGCAGACGCUGCUAAUCAGGCCAUGGGGGCCACAAGAGUAAACCACAACUCUGCUAGGAGUCUGCUGUACCAGGGCCUGCACAGCAGCAGCUCGAUGGUGGCGAUGGGUAAAGCGGGUCUCCUGAGUCACAGUUUGGGGGGCUACGGGCUCCCCCCUGCUGGAGCCUCUGAGUACAGCCAGCCUGGUUUCUUUCACUCUGUCAGUUUACAGCGAGGACCGGUGAAUCCCUGGCAGCAUGAGUCUCAGACUCCUCAUAUCAACUCAGGAAUGUCCAGCGGGGGGUGCUCCUUCCCACCUCAGUCUUGCUCCUCCAACUCCUCUCAUCUUGCCUCCUUGAACCUCAGCAUCAAGUCGGAGCGAAGCUCGCCUGACCACAUGUGCUCUCCGUCCUCCCCUCGUCUGCACCACCUCAGGCAGCAUUCGCCCACGGGCAACGCCGACGUGGCGCGCCACAGCCCUCCGGAAGCCCACCCGGCCAACAGGACGAAGGAGUUUCCCAAAGCCGGCUACCCGCAGGACGGAGAGGAGCGAGGGCAACCUGUCAGGCAGCUGGAGAUGAGCGACGGCUGGCAGAGAUAGCCAGCUGCCACCGCCUCCCGCUCAACGGCUGCCAACAAAACCCGACAGGGUCGAGAUGUUUUCUAGAGCGUCCCCCCCCAGCCCCGUUGGGGACGUCUCGUCUCGCAGAGCUGGGCUCUUCAGGGUAGGAAAGAAAUCCUCCCUUCAAGUCACUCGCUUGAUCCCACGAGGCGAUGGACGCAUACAGACUUUCUCCUUCUUUUUUUUUUUUUUUUUAGAUUUUUCUGUGCUGAAACAAAAUACAGUUUGAUUAUGUUUUUUUUUUGUUUGUUUGUUUUGCACCUUUUGGAAAAUAGUUCAAGACUAGCUGAGACCAGGUUUUCAAACUGGGGAAGAGUUUUCCCCAGUUUAAAAACCUGGGAAAAAAACUUCCCCAGGUUUUGGGUUAAAGAUUUCUGAAAGUACAUUUGGCCUUUAAAACAGCAUCUCUUCCAAGUCAAGACUGAACCAAGACAUGAAACAGCAUUUUUAAAGGCUAUGAAUAAACAUUGAAAUUUAUUUUAUUUUAGAAAGUGUAGAUUUUUUUUAAAAAUGCUCAAGCUAAUUAUUGACUGACUAAUUGAUCAGUCAAAAACAGACCUCUAAAUAUAAUAAAAAAGGCUUUUGAAACUAGCAAGAGGCUUGAUUUGAAACUUAAGGAUUCAGUCUGACAUAAAUAAAUAUGUUGAUUAAGAACCAGUCUAAAAAUAUGCAGUGAAGUUCAUUUGCAUGCAAAAGCAAUCUUUUUUUUAAAUUCUGUUCUUCGAUCAUAAAUGUAAACUUGAAAAGACUAAUUUUCCCCCUGUAGGAGCAGCUCUUGUUCCGUGAUGCUAAGCUAAUCCGUUAACGUCUAAACCAUUUUCAGACUCCAUGUGAACACGCCUGACUUGUUUAAAGCAGAGUUCUCAGAAUUGGAACCUGAUGCUUUUUCUUCUUGCUCUCAGGUUUGACACAUUUUAAGCUUUAACUCUCUUUUUUAUAUAUAUAUAUAUCUUCAAAUGAGGGAGAUUUUUUUUUAAUAAUGCACAAAUGUGAUCCCCAAGCUUUAUGUUAAAUCCUGCGAAACCAAAAGAAAUAUCCACAUAGUCCUGUGCACACAUGUGCAGCCCGGGUAAAGAUGUGUAAAAGCGUUAGACAUUGAUGGCGGCAGCAUCAUGUCACACUGAAAGUCCUGGAUCCUCUCUUAUCAUCUCUGAUGAGCUCCUGAAAUGACCAGGAUUAUUUGCCUGAUCAGCUAUUUGGCUUAAUUUGCUCACGUGUUUAAACAUCUUGAGGCGACACACUUUCAGUCUUCUGGUAGGAGUCCAGUAAAUUUCCUUAAAUCUUCUGGUAUUCACAAAAACAAUAAACAUGUGAUGAAUUGUAGCAGGUUUUCUGCAACCUGCAGAAGAUAAUUAGCGUCAUAGAUACUCCACCAUACUUAUGAAUAGAAGUUAGAUAGUUUUCCCGACUUGGCUCCCCAAAAGUAAGUCGAUAUAUAGAUACGAUUUUGAUAUUUGAUAGUUAUGAUAACUCCACCUGAAAAAAAAUCCCCCAUUUGCUCAGAUUUUCCUUCUCCCCUCAUUCUGUUCACUGUGUGUUGGCACAAAAUACAUGCCUUCCUUCUAACAAGUUGCCGAAAGAAAUGGGAAUCAUUAAUAAAUUAAAGCUUGCAUUUUUCAGUGUAAUAUUACGCUACAAUAAAAAAUAAAAUGAAAAAACCCAGUGAAUUUAUUGUAUUCAUCUUUAAUACCAAUAAUAAAUGUGGAUGGGUGCUGAAUUGAACGUGGUCAAAUAAGACUUUGUUACCAUGGCUGCCGUCUCUCGCCUCUUCAUGUUGUAGAUAUUACUGCUUAUGCUGCUCACAGAUAUGGGACAAUCUGCGUGAUAAAUCUUUGCUUUUCUAUUGUAUUGAUGUGUAGGAAAAACUGCUGGUGGCCGUUCAGAUCAUUUCCUCUUCUUGUCCUCCAGGGGGU
This is a messenger RNA of Xiphophorus couchianus (Monterrey platyfish), 3472 nucleotides long. RefSeq names its product myocyte enhancer factor 2b (gene mef2b). Gene Ontology annotation, molecular function: protein dimerization activity; RNA polymerase II cis-regulatory region sequence-specific DNA binding; DNA-binding transcription factor activity, RNA polymerase II-specific. The record is from RefSeq and is a predicted model, not a curated record. Gene Ontology annotation, biological process: positive regulation of transcription by RNA polymerase II; heart development; cell differentiation. The transcript is spliced from 9 exons. Bases 294 to 1538 code for a protein of 414 amino acids. Lineage: Eukaryota; Metazoa; Chordata; Actinopteri; Cyprinodontiformes; Poeciliidae.